GUUAAACCUAAAAUAAGUUUUUGUUUAUUAGGAAUAAGCGAUUUUAUUGCUCUAGUAAAUCAUUUGUUAUGGGGGUCCGUUCAGUUCGAUGGAUUUAAUUUACCAGUUUGGUAUUCAGUCGUUAGCUAUUAGGUAUAGGUUUUAGAGCUGCUAUUUACAUUUAUUGCAUCAUUAAGUGAGCCACGUAGUUUAUGCCAAGAAGGAGCUAAUUUAAGGUUUGUUGGGGCCGAUUUAAACAGUAUAGUUCCUAAAUUUCCCUAAUAAUACAAAUCACUUUUAAUGGCAUUCUAGUAACAAGUUUUGUGCAUUGGAGCAUAGAAGAAACUCAGCCCAUAAAUUUUAUAAAUGCAUAUUUCUGAACUUCUUAAGUCAAAAGGAACCGUUUGAGCUCAAAAAACACACAUGUAAAAUUUUGAUUUUUGGCCAAAAUUUUUCCAAGGGUGGGGGUCGAUUUUUUGAAAAAAUGAAAAAUUUUUUUUUCUUAAAAGAUUAUAUUCUGACCGAUACGAAGAAUGAUAAAUACAGCGGGCCUGUUUGAAGCCGAGAAUUCAUAAAAAUUACCAAGAAAUGCUAGUGUGCAAUUUUAGGGCCAACUAAUAGACAUGUUCAAUAUGUAAAUGAACUGAGAUGUUAUCCGCGCAAUGACUAAUGGGAAUGUAAUGGUCACCCUUCCUGCAUAGUAUCAUGAUCGAGCAAAUAUGACCAUUUUACGGAAAAGACCCCCUGUGGAUGGCAAGGCGGUUAACGGCCUAUACGUUCACAGCAAUCCACCAAGAAUAUUAUCAGUAAGUGCAGCUCAUAUUAAACAUUUGAUAAGGAAUGGGGACAUUGACAGGCUAGAGCAAUUGGUACUGGAAGGCCAAGGAAAAAAAAUGGUCGGCGAGUAUUCAGCCGACUACAGAACCCGCACCUUCUUGAAAUCAGUUCCAGCCUUAAUGUCAAAGAUUGCCCUUCUUCACGACUCCCUCAACAGCGACAGACUGGCUGAACUACAAUCGAUCCUGGAUGAGGAACCAGAGCGGAAGAAGAAACUAAUUCUGGCCAAAGAUGACAGCGGAGUCGGUCUUUUGCACAAAGCGGUGUAUUACGACCUGAAGUCUAUAUACCGAUGGCUUAUCGAUAAAUUUCCCCAUUCUGUGAAUUCAAGGGACUCGGAAGGAAGAACGCCAUACUUUUACACAUUGAUGUGCAAGGAUCCAGCGACAGUCCAGAAACUUUUGACUUUGGCUGGUGCGGAUCCGCACGUUCAAGAUUGCAAAGGACACUCGGUGAAGUAUUACGGGUGUCAUCUGCAGGAACUUGAACUGCCCAAUGGUCUAAAGUCCGUUGGAAAUUCCCGAAAAAGCACCGCUACGAAAGAGAGUAAGUUUCGCUUCAACAUUACAAAUCAGCAAUUUCCUUAUGUUCUAUCAUUUGUGUCGCUAACAAGACUAACUGCAUAAUUACCACUUGCACUUAUUAGUGUAAUUAAUA
Molecule: messenger RNA, 1473 nt
Organism: Dendroctonus ponderosae (mountain pine beetle)
Lineage: Eukaryota; Metazoa; Arthropoda; Insecta; Coleoptera; Curculionidae
Exons: 4
Coding region: 699-1442 (247 amino acids)
Source: RefSeq, a predicted model, not a curated record